This is a messenger RNA of Ceratotherium simum simum (southern white rhinoceros), 1318 nucleotides long. It is a transcript of the gene HAPSTR2, whose product is annotated as HUWE1 associated protein modifying stress responses 2. The record is from RefSeq and is a predicted model, not a curated record. NCBI's taxonomy places the organism in Eukaryota, Metazoa, Chordata, Mammalia, Perissodactyla, Rhinocerotidae.
AUGGCUGAGGUCGCGGAGCCUUGGUUCUCCAAGUGGGAGCGGCAGUGCCUGGCCGAGGCCGAGCAGGAAGAGCAGCUGCCCCCCGAGCUGCAGGAGGAGGCGACCGCUGAGGCGGCGGGGCUGAAGAGCGAGCAGCAGAGGCUGUGGCACCUCUUCCAGAACUCUGCCACGGCCGUGGCCCAGCUCUACAAGGAUUCCGGGUGCCAACAGCCAGGACUGUCCAUGUGGGACCCCUUCCAGAGUGCGGCCAUGGCCGUGACCAGCCUCUACAAAGAGAGCGGGGAUGCCCACCAACGAAGUUUCGACCUGGGCGUCCAGGUUGGCUACCAGCGUCGCAUCAAAGAUGUGCUGGAGUGGGUGAAGAAAGGCCGGAGCACCAUUCUCCGCGAAGACCUGAUCAGCUUCCUGUGUGGCAAAGUGCCCCCCGCGCCUCCGCGCCCCCCCAGGACGCCCCCGAAGCCGCCCGCCGGGGCCGCCAGCCAGGCCGCGGCCACCGAAUCCAGCUCCUCGGUGGAGGUCGACUUGCAGCCCUUCCACGAGGCCAUCGCCCUGCACGGCCUCAGUGGCGCCAUGGCCAGCAUCAGCGUGAGAUCCGGCACCCCCGGCUCCCCGCCUCAGGCCGGCGGUGGCGCCAGCAGCGCGCGCCAAAAAAGUAGCUUCCUCGAAGACGACUCGAGUCCGUGCGACUCAGAAGAACUGGCCCUCCGCCUCGACAGUGCGGGCAGCCGCAAGCGCACCUCGGCCCACUGCGGCGAUGGCCCCUCAGACUCCCCAACCCACAAGCGCAACCGAGUGGUCUAAACUGCCUCACUGCCUCGUUGGUCGCCAGCCGCCAUAUUGCUUGAGCGCUAACUCGACCGUCAACAUGCUUGUCGAAAGGAUACUCGAGACCAUCUCUUCCUUCUCUAAGUUAAACAAAGAUUUCUAUGAAGUUUGCCACAAAGAAACUUUAAAAGUAUUCCAGAAGAGGCCUCGUAUGACUGACUUUCCCCAAAAUAUAAUCCUAGCAGAGAACAAGUAUAAUGUAGUAGUUAGCAAGAUCAUUUAAAGCAGAAGUAUCCGGUCAAGGCGAGAGCCUGGAUUAUCUUGUUCACAGUUAUAUUCCUUAGCACCUAGUACAGUUGCUGGUGCUCAAUAAAUGUUUGUUGAAUGAAUAAAUGUGACCUUAUUUAAAAUUCUUAAAGGGGAAGGACUAACAGAUGUUUACUUGGUGAUAGGAUACUUUUAUCCUUUAUCAUUUGGUUGGUUGGUUGCUUUAACCGUUUUUGCCAGUUCAAUUACAUUUUGUCAAAAUGUAAAACUCGACGACUUUGUGAAA